Myripristis murdjan (pinecone soldierfish) is the source of this 534-nucleotide messenger RNA. It is a transcript of the gene nppal, whose product is annotated as natriuretic peptide A-like. The record is from RefSeq and is a predicted model, not a curated record. Gene Ontology annotation, molecular function: hormone activity. Bases 1 to 387 code for a protein of 128 amino acids. The transcript is spliced from 3 exons. NCBI's taxonomy places the organism in Eukaryota, Metazoa, Chordata, Actinopteri, Holocentriformes, Holocentridae. Gene Ontology annotation, cellular component: extracellular region. Gene Ontology annotation, biological process: receptor guanylyl cyclase signaling pathway; cGMP biosynthetic process.
AUGAAUUCUAAUAUUUACAUUUACUAUUUGUCUCUGCUGUUCCUGCUUCAUUUAGUAGGAGCCAAACCAGUUUCUGAUCUGCAGAGCUUGAAACAGCUUUUGGAAGAGGAGAGCAAUGCAGCACCAUAUUACUCUUCUGAGGAGACGGAGGUCGAGGGGAGAGAUGUGAAUGCAGCCAAGGCGGUGUUUGGCGCCAUGGAGGACCCUUGGGAGUCUGACCUGACUAAUUCAGCUCUCGUGGCGAAAGAAAAUGCCCUCACGCGUCUCCUCAAAGACAUCAUGAGGACCUCGAAACGCUCCUGGAGCCGGCACAAAAAGGGCGGACUGAGGAGCUGCUUUGGUGUCCGGUUAGAGAGGAUCGGCUCUUUUAGCGGACUGGGAUGCUGAACCACAAGAUGUGGAUGGGCUUUCCCUGCCAAUCAGUAUGACUACAACAACACUGGAGCUCCACCUCUGCAACUUAAAAAGUAUCAACUCAGAGUUUACAAGGGUGUUAUUGAUGGGCAUUAUCUAAGUUUUACCUUUUCAUUUGGG